Messenger RNA from Leishmania mexicana MHOM/GT/2001/U1103, 19875 nucleotides. RefSeq lists its product as hypothetical. Gene Ontology annotation, cellular component: cytoplasm. The transcript has a single exon. NCBI's taxonomy places the organism in Eukaryota, Euglenozoa, Kinetoplastea, Trypanosomatida, Trypanosomatidae. The record is from RefSeq and is a predicted model, not a curated record. The coding region runs from base 1 to 19875 and encodes 6624 amino acids. Gene Ontology annotation, molecular function: ubiquitin-protein transferase activity; protein binding.
AUGGAGUUGCACAGCUCCGACUUCUCAGAGCUUGAUGGGGACGAAGCCUUCAGCGACAACCGCCAGGAUUCGCAAACACGUGUCCUCAGCGACGAUGAAGACUACAGCUCCGACAGCUCGGAGCACAGCACUGCCGCACGAGCCGCACCUGCUGAGGGCUCGGCGCAGCGGUCUGCAGGCCAACGACCAGGAAGAGCUCGCGGCAUAGGCAGCGAGUCUCUGCGGCCUCUCCGUGAGUCCUCGUACCCGGUAGAGUAUCUUUUUGCACAAACCACGUUGAAGGAGAGGUGCUCAACAGAGGUCAGCACGGUUAAUGAAGAGAAACGCGUGGGUCUGAAAUCGCUUGGUGGACUCGUCAAGUACAGCUCAGCUGAUCUUCUCACCCGGGCGUGGUGCCUGUUCCCCUCGGAGCUGAAAAACCGCGAGUACCCUCUGUAUAGUAAGCUACCAAAAUGCCCUGAAGUGAUGGAAACUCGGUUUGGCGACACAGAUGAGAUAUCCCAAUUCAUGUGCUCCAUCGCUCUUCAGCUUGGAGAGCGUUACCACCGUGUGACGCCCGUAUACCUUCGAUCUCUGCUCGUUCAGGCCGUCGUGCGAGACGAAAUAACAGGCGCGAAUCAGAGUGUUGCGAACAGCACGCCGUACCCGGACGCCCUGCUCGACCCCGCUUGGGAAGGUGAAAGCGCAUGUGCUGAUGAAGCAGAUGAUGUAUCUGGGAAUGAAGCGAGCGACGAAGUACAGGACGAGAAUCUCGAGGUGGAGUCCGCCGUGAGCGCGUUUGAUUUCAGCGUUGCGUUGGUUUUGCCGGUUGUGUCGCAAGGAAUCACGUACGAGAGUCUUCACCUGCUCCACACCUUGGUUGACCGAUGUCUGAGCUCCUCUACCGAGGUGGCAGUGCUGCGAUCCUGGGGCGUUAGGCGGAUCAUGCGUCUGUUGCUUCGUCAAAUGAAUGUGGACGCCGGACAAAGCGUGAACAAGAGAUGGCUUGCGACAGCGAUAUCAUUACUGUCUAAGAUCGUGCUCUCGUCCGGCGACACAAAGAUUUUUUUUGCACUUUUGCGAUGGAGUCUGCGCAACCCAGACACCAUGGCGAUGCUGCACAUGCGCGGAGUACGGGGCAUUGUAGAACGCGUGGAGCAGAGGAGUGCGGUUCGCGUGCGUCUGUCGAUCCCGACAGUGACGCCGAAGGAGCAGACGAUUUCGCUUAUUCACUCUGUGGGAAGUACUCCUGCCUCUGUCACGGGCCUCUGCGUGCUUACAGAAGACGAUGCUCCGCGAUGCGUCGUUUUCACCGAAAACCGCUCCUUCAAAGUCGCCUUGACUCCGCCGUUCGAGGUGCUGUGCUGUAGCAGCACCGCUCCCGACUCGUGCAGAGGUGUGUAUGUCGAGAGUGAUAUGUCAAUUUGUGUACUUGGCGACCACGGGAAGGUCUUUGUGAUCAACAAGGACACCCUAAUGCUUACCCGGACAAUGUCCCCUCCGCCGCACCUUCUGGGCUCCACUCAGUUUCCUCUGUACAUUGGAGAUGGCGAGUACGUGUCAUCGUACUUUUUAGCUGGCGCUUCUACCGAAAAACAGGCCUGCUUUACCGGAAAUGAGGUGAGUGGAGCACUCACGCCGAGCACAAUCACCCUACCACGGACGUGCGACUCAUUGAGCAUUCAGUUCUACCUUUGCCCGGUCAUCGCGGGAACGGUGAAUGAAAUGACGCUGCUCCAUCUCACCACAGGGGGCAAGAACUGGCUUUCUGUGUCGGUCUCGCUGAAUCCUCUUACCUCCACCAUGGUGCUCACGUUCCGGCAUGGGCAGGACGCCGUCGCUGAGGUUCGAGAGUCACUGAGAGCCGAGUGGGCUCUUUGGAGCGCGUCGCUGACGUCCGCUAAUGACACGGCGUCGUGGAGUGUCUUCAAGAACGGCGUCCUGUGCGACACGCGCAGCCAAAGCGGCGCCUUGAUACAGCCCAGUGGUGCUGUUACUCCAAUCUUCUUCAAGGGCCGCUUGAACGCGUACCUAUCAACUCUGCAGCUGUGGAGUCGUGCGCAGAGCGUUGAUUGCGUGCGCAACUGCGCGCUGGAGCACACCCCGGAGAGCAAAUCGCAAUUCCUUGUGUUUUCGUUCUUGAUGGAUGAAGGACUCGGGCGCUCUUUCCACAGCCCGCAGACAGGCUACGUCUGGCAAGGUACCGGGGUUAUCUGGGACACCCCGCCGAGGCCGUUUCCGGUGAACCGGCACUCUCCACACAAGAUUCAGUGGAGGCCGUCCGGCAACUACUACAUUGUCACCAACCACUUUGAGUACGCCAUCAUCGAGCCACAGGCGACGACGUGGAUCGACCGCGACGGCCGUGUCGUGGAGCAGGCAGAGGGACUUCUGUCCGUCAGCGAGCGGCCUUUUUACAAUAUCACAGAUGGUUACUUUUUUCUGUCCACUCAAGAUACUGUGGGAAUUCGGUCUGUCAAGUCAAACUCACCGCCGGCAGCGUACUUGGAACAUCUGCCAUCGAUGGUGGUUGGCAAGCAAUUCUGCGCGCAGGUCGUGGGGAGCGUCAUGAGGCGCACCCCAAUUACGGCCAAGCAGUACCUAGAGUACCUGGUGCAUCGUAUCAAUCUGCACCUGCUUACCUACAGCGAUGAUCAGGGCAGCGGCCCCGUCCACCAUUCGUCAAGCCUGCGAGAAAAUCUCUCUGUUGUCGGUCGUCUCCUCGACUUGACCGAGUACUUGGUCUCCGGCAUCGAAAGCCGUGCGAAGGAAUGCCUGCGCCCUGAGCUGCUGCUUUGCCUUGUCGGCCGUGUGUUGAACAUUUACGUAAAGCUGUUUGAGCGACAGUGUCCUGGGCAGGUGGUGCGGUAUGUGGUGGACGCGCACAAGCGUCUGCAGAACUUGAACGCGAAGGUGAAGCAGGACGAGUUUCUCCAGGAGGCUGCCAGUGUGUUUGGCGACCUUAACCAGGUCAUUCUGGCCCGCUGCGUCAGCCACGAUUUUCAGCUAAAGCUGAUCACAGACAGCGCCAGCUUGAAGGAUGUACGCCAGCUGCUGCAGCUCGAGAGCCUCUCCCAGUUUGUCGCCUCCGUGAUCAAGAAGGACAUGAAGAGGAUGUUCAUGGCCUUUUUGCACCGCUUGAAGGAGGAGUGCCAGGAGGAGGCGACGUUCAUCUUCGACAGCAAGCCUCGCCAAAUCAAUGCAUCGGAGGCGAUGCUCAGCACCCUGCUGGGAAUGCUUUCGCAGCAAGGGCACUCGCAGUGGCACCUAGUCGCUGCUGCCCUGAUCAGCUCCCUCUGCAAGUGGAUCAUUCGUUGUUUUGAGGAGCGCUACCCGUCGGACACCGAGCGUUACGCCAACGUCGAUGUCCUCAAAGAAACCUCCAUCGGCAUUGUUCUCUUCCCCGUCGUGCACUACAUGUGUGAUAUGCAGCUUGACUCGUCCAUCGCCCCGGACGCGUUGAAGGCACUUAACGACGCGCGAAAGUGCUUGUCACGCUACAGCCUGGCGCCGGGUAAGACAGGGAAGAAGUUUGUCUCAUUCUCGGAGACGCAUUGCGUGACAUCGCCGCCUCAGCUGAAAGCGCCGUUCUAUGCCAGCCUCUCGCUACAGUACGCCAAGAGCAUCAAGGUAGAAUUCCUGGACUCCCCGGAAUUGGACCGCGCCUCUAGCACGGUGACCGUCUCGCUCGUCACGAACAACUGCCUGACCUCUGUCGACGUGCUGCAUCCGGGUCAAAACACCAUGUUCCUGGAGGGUGCGCAAGUUUCGAUUGUGUACGCCGCAGAAGCAACACCGGACUCCCCGGCCCCUGGCAUGGCACUGAACGUGCACACGGUAGUUGAGUUGGCAACGGAAAAGACGGACUGGGUGCGCGAUAUCUGUCUGGCGCUCAGCUACAUUAUUAUCCGGGUGACGCAGCAUAACCUGCACAACACCGCGCCGUCCGGCACCCCCAUCGGCAGAGACUCUUUUCUUCGCGGUGGCCUGUCGCCCAGCGUACAGAAGUGCAACAAGAUACCACUCUCCCCAGGGGACAAAGAGGAGUGCGCCGACCUGCAUGCUCAGCUGUGCGCGGUGGCAGAAGGGACGGACCCGUCGCUGACGGCUGCAUGGAGCGCCUUGUAUGAGAAAAGCCGCAUCCAGUAUUCCAAGCGGCUGGAGGGAAUCAUGCGAUGGGCGAGCUGCGCGCUUGCGUGGCAGACACUCUCCCUCCCCGCAGAGGACGAGAAGACCGUGGAGGAUCUGCUUUGCAGCAGUGUGAACGCUAUCAAGCGCAAGACAUUUUUGCUGCUCGAGGCGCUCCAGCAAGGGCGCGAGGAAGCGAUCGUAGGUCGGGCACGCUUUUUGCUAUUCAACAUAACCCCCCGUCUCUUUGGCGAGUGGCAGCUGAUCGAGCAUCAGCACACGGAAGAGCCGGUGACGACGGAGGCGGACCGUGGCUCUCGCCAGCUGUCGCGACUGGCCUACUCGGUUGGGAACCGGAGCCGGGCCACCGUGACAAGCUUCCAAAUGCCUACGACGCGCACGCUUGACUUCUCCAGUAACUAUCGUGGGUCACUGCUGAGCACGCGCAAGACGGCCUCACGGGCGUUGGAUGCGUCGCCGGUGAAUAUUUUCACCAAAACUUUGAGGAACGAGGAGGAGAGUUUGCCAAACAAGAUCAUCUACUACCUCAUCAACGGACUUGAGAAGUCGACCGAGGAUAUCUGUAAAGACAUGGUGCUCAAGACGCAGCAGGCGGUAUACCAGACGGAGGCGUACAAGCUGCAGGAGGACCUGUGCAAGUCGUUUGCAAACGACCGGGAGGUGCUGUCGGCCAUUUUAAUGACGCACUUGAAGUACCGGCUCGAGUUCUCUCAGUCCACAAUCGCCGCAGCGAGUGAGCAAGGUGAGGCGGCGAGAGAGGUGAGCGCCGGCUUUGACCAUCACUACACAGAGCAGAUGAUCGGCUGCGGUAUGGUGCGGGAGCUGGAGUUGCAGAAGGCGGUGUGCUCGUUUGUGCAGAACUCGCUGCGCUCCCUCUUGCACAAACUCGACGACACUCAGGACUUCCCGUACGUGGAGGCGGUGUACAUGUGCGCUACCCUGUGUCACCCCUGGGACGGUGUCGACAUGUCAACCCUGCAACCGCGAGAGAUCUUUGCCUUUCUCAAGAAGCUCUUCACAACCGCGUGCGAGCUGCGCCUCGAAUCUGCAAGCAGCGACGCCGACAAGUACUACGAGAGUCGUGGGCUCUUUGACCUUGCGCACCGCUGUCUGGUCAUUCCCAACGCAAUGCUGCAGACGUCUGUUGAGGGGGUUCACAUUGUUCAAAGUGAGGUGCAGGGGCUGCAUGUGGAAAACGUCAAUGUCGUGUUCAGCGCGCGAACGCACUGGAAGGCACACGGCGCGAACGUCAGGAUACCGGCAAAGUCAUGCGAGGCUGACUUCUACGCGAACUACGGGAUUCCGAAAGUGAUCAGCGAAUUUCCGGACGUGCAGUACUACGAGGUGGCUCUGGACUUUGCGCUGCAUCCGAGCAACCCGGAGCUAUCAAUGGGACUGAGCCUUGUGCCCCUCUCGCCCCUCGACCCUGUGCGGGCGGACUACGUGCUCUCACUCACCUCCACCGGUCGUGUCCACCGCCCAGAGAAGCAAGAUUACCAGCUGUGCACUCCGUGGAAGGUCGGCGACGUUGUCGGAUGCGGUCUCAUGGCCCCAUCAAACAGCGUCUUCUUCACGCUUAACGGCGAGUUUCUCGGCGUGGUGGCGGAGGUGCCGACCCUUUCCACGGUUAUCCCGUUUGUCAGCGUGCGCGGCGACGACACGCUUAUGAAGGUGAUUGUCAACUUCGGCGAAGAACAAUCGUUUCGUUUCGACUUGGCAUCUCUGCACUGCAGCUGCCGGCAUCGCUACCUCACUCCGAGUGUGGUGUGCGACACGGUCUUCAUCACGACCGACUACCUCGUCACCAUGUGCUACAAGGGACUGUCGCAGGGGGAAGACACCUCGGCGACGAGCGACGAAGCCAUCAGCGGCCUUCUCGAGAAGGCGACAGGGUUCCUCAGCUCGUCAACGAUGACACUCAUGGUGAAGCUGAACGCGUGCUCGCCAGGGCAGAGCAGCCGUAUCGAGCAGAUUGUCGUCUUGCUCUCACGCCUUCUCCACUGCGUUUCCAUCGUAAUCGAGUGCUUUCGCUACGACUCUGUCACCCGGCGCACGCACGCGACAGUUCUCCAGCUGUGCGCUGCCAUCCUCACGCGGUGCCGCGACAGGUGGCUCAAGGUGCGAGCCUCACAGUGUCUGGCAAUGCUGUGCAAAAUACUGCGUCCACAGUACCUGGUGGAGGCCUCGGAGGCGCUGCGGGGCCUCGUGUCCUUUGAGGAUAUUGUGCAACAGCUCGUCGAUCUCGCCCGCAUCAAAUUCAUCAAGGAGGUGGAGCCACCUAUGCAGCCGCCUCGCUGGGUUGGCGGCACCACGGUUGUGAAGGGCAAAGGCACCUUCUUUGGGUCUGUUCCGCUACCAAAGAAGGGCACGCAUCUCGUUGGAUUUCGCAUCAAGCGGCGACAGCAGCAGGUUCAGGGGCCGGGGGCCCCGCUGGGCGGGUGCUACUACCUCGGACUCGCUCACGGACAGCCGUCGAUUCCCAACAUGGGCAACUUAAUCAGCCGGAGUGACGUUUAUGUGUUGCAGGACACAGAUGACCAGGACCAGGUGGCGCAUCUUCUUCUGCGCAGGCACUGCAUCCCGCGCAACAGCCACCGCCGCGUCUACGGCAACGAUGAGGUGGUCUGGGUAGAGUUUAACGCGGACUACGGUGAAAUCGCCUUCUAUCGCGAGAACAUGGUCAUGAUCGGCCUCGCGUUUGCGAACAUUACCCAGGUUGACGACCUGUAUCCGAUUGCCUUUCUCUUCAAUGACGACGCCUCCUGCGAAAUCAUUGCGCCACCGUCCCUGACGGACGAGUCUGUCGAGCACUGGACGGAGAGCCUGCGCCGCAGCGCCGCGAUCGACACGCUGCAGGAGCUUCACGUAGUUCCUGGGUUUUCCGCGAUAAUCUCGCUCAUGGUGCAACGUUCUGUCUCGCAGCUCGAUAGUGGUCUGGACGCAUGUCUUGUGGCACUGGGGGUGCUGGGCGGGGAGCGAAGCUACCUCUACUGCCAACAUGAUACAUAUGGUAUGGUUGUCGUGCACGCGAUCGCCGAGGUUUCCGGGAAGGUGGUUGUGUUUCUCGCCAGCGACGAAGACAAGCGGCUGUUUUCCGUGCAACCGCAGGGACUGAAGCCGUCUUUUAUUCAAACGCCACUGUACCAGAGCAACGCGCCAGACGCGCACUCGUGUGCUGCACUGCUGUCGAGUGAGCUGUAUCGCAUCCUCUACGAGGCUUCCGCCGUGGCCCCGCUGUUACAAAGCGAAGGAGAGGCGCGACACAAGGUGGAGCGCCAGUACGAGAAGUCCCUCAGCAGCGCCAUCGCGAUAAACUUUAUCGGAAUUCUCACUGAGCAGCAGCUGAGGUCGUCUUCGCAGCUGGCGAGAGCCGCCUCAACCUCGCCGGAGACCAGCAUCUCGGAGUUUCCGUACCGCCGCUUCAACUCGAGCGUCGUUUUUUCGGGCCAGUCCGUGUCGGUCGACCUGCACUGUUCCACCAAAACGCUGUACGUGCCGAACCCUUCCAUCGCUGUCACCACCGCGGAGGGCUGCUCUGUCGUGCGCGGAAAUGUGCAGCUCGAUCAACGCUUCACCCUCGCCGUCUCCGUCACGCAGACUUCGACAAAUGAUCUCAUGUACGUCGGAUUCACCACCACGCGCAUGCGCUGGCCCGAAUCGCAGGACGAGGUCGCCAGCUGGGAAGACGCGUGGGUGCUCUGCAACCGAGACUCCGUCGCCACGAACAGCGUGAACUGCUGCAUGGAGCCGGGCAUCAUCUUUAGCGCGGCGAACAAGGUAUUCCAGAGUGGCGACGUACUCCUCAUGCGCGUCGAUCGGCAAGAGAGGACAGUGGCCUUCACGCGCGUACGGAACAGCGAACAGACUGACCUAGGCGUCUUGUUCGAGGGCAUCCCUGCCGCCUGUGACCUGCGGCCGAUGGUGGUGUGUGGUGAGGAAUCGGUCGUAGUGUUUUCCACACUCGACUCAUGUCUCUUCCCCUCACGGCUAACGUACCCGGUGAGCAACUUCAACAAUCCAUCGUGUGAGCGGGUGACAUGCAGUUCCUGCUCGCGGCGGAUGAUGCCGCCCUGGUACGGUAGCGAGGACAACGUGGCUCUUUGCGAGUGGUGCUUCAGCUUAUGGAAGCGACCAAAGGACAUGUUCUUUGUCGUGAGCACGACGCCGCGCACGAUUCCAGAGUACCUGGUCUCGGAUCACUGCCCUGAAAUGCUCGUAGCCGGCGAUUAUGUAGAGUUUGAGGAGAACACCGGGCUUCAGUGGUCGAACAUUCGAAGCGUGAACUUGGAGAUACUAGGGGGCACGUGCAUCGCGCUGAAUGAUGAGAGUUUUGCCUUCAGCGAGGAGCUGCCGCAGUUUGGGCAGCGCCGCGUCGAUGUCAGACUCAGCCACAUAGCUGGUGUUCCAGGCCACCCGUUCAGCGGCUUACACACCUUUACGCCGCUCUGGCGAGAUGGGCAGCAAAUCGGCCCCACGUGCAGCCUCCGCGGCGACUGCGUGGCGGUGAGUGCGACGAUGCUGCCCAUGGGUACAAAGUUGCUCCUUUGCUUCCAGAUUGAAAGCAACUCACGAAACACCCUCUUCUCCAUGACAGAAGUGUUUGUAGGGGUGACGAACCUGUCUGAUGUGCCGAGGCCAAUGAGCCGCGCGGACCUGGAGCAUCUGUGCGCGGCGAAGAGUGUGCGCGGUACAUGGUUCGACACAAGCGAGAAGGUGAGCAGCAGCGGUUACGUCAACAUGAUCGUGGAUUGUCUGAACAGCUCGGUAUUCUUCAGUUCCAGCCUCAGUGGUCUGCAGAGCAAGCCCUUCGUCAUCUCCGGCAGCAUGUCCGCUGAGGCCGACGAGGACAAUCUUCGCCUCCUCGUGUUUUCACACGAACCGUGCGUCGUACGCUUCUCGGAGGGACUUGUGUCCUUCAACGAAUGCGUUGAGCCGAGCUUUGCGCCGCUUGCGAUCGGCCUCUUUCCCGAAACGGGUGACGCCUUGUCGGUGGACACGUUUAACGAGGCGAUUGUGCUGAUGGACACUGUUGACCGCACACAGGCAUACACGAAAACAGAGUGGCGGUAUUCCCCACACCUGAACACGCUGGACAACGGCACACUCUUCUACAUUGGCGACACGGUGACGUUUUUCCACGAUGGAACGACAAUUCACGUGUACAUACAAGGAAUCGAGCUGGCAAGCCUUGAGCUGAGUGAUGCACAGCGAAGCGAGCGCUUGCGUGUCGUUGCAUACCUGUCCACGCGCGGCACGACAGCUACGAUCGUGCCUCCUCUUUACGGUACCUCCCACCUGGGCAAGAUCACGCGCGUGUGCAGCCCAGACGUGGCCGUUGUCGAAUCCGUAUCCGAACACGGGAAAAGCAGCACAUUCGCAAUCCACAAGUCUGCGGUGCGCUUCUGCGCGCUGGUGGCCGCGGCCGGCAGGGAGAAGCCAGGCCUGCGCGACGGCGACCCUGUCGCAUUUAAGAUCGGCGGGCUGCAGAUAUCCAAGCGUGGCACCAUCACUAGCGUGCAAGGCGCCGUCGUAAAUGUGUGCGAAAACAGCGACAAGCGCAACCUCAUUUCUGUCAGCAUGAACCAUUGUUUUCUUCUGCGAAACGAAGGCAAGCAGCACUACAACUAUGAGCGCUACCCUCUCAUCUCGCCUCCGACCAGCUCCAUCACGCGUGUCUUCGAGGUGGGUAAGAAGAAGUUUCGUCUACAGAGUCGUGGAUCGUACAACGGAAUCAUGUUUGACUGCAAGACAUCGGAGACGAUUGAACUGAUUGGCAUGUCCGUGCUGACGCGAGUCACCGGAUGCCAUCAGGUGCAGACCUACUUCCGAAGGGGUUCCAGUGUCAACCACGAGCGCGACGGACGAUCGUGGACGAUCAUCUUCGACGACAUGAUUGACAUGACUGCUGACCACCAAAUCAGCAUCCCAUUUUCUCCGAUCAUCGUGGAGGGCGGCACGACCUUUUCCUUUUACAUCAACACGUCGCACAACUGUGGCAUCGGCUUCUACUGCGAGGAGGAUGGCUGCAGCGGUGAGAUCGACCAGGAGCUGGACACGGACGGUACUCUUUCUGUGUACCUGGGACGGAAGAGCGGAAGCAGCGACCCGUUCACGGAGUUCAGUAUGUCACCGCGCGGGUUCUGCGGGACUAUUCAGUACCGCCAGAAUCACGGCUCCACCUUGCCGUCGGUUGAGGGCAAGCUCUUCUCCAGACCGUCUAUGGACGCGAACCUCUGCCACUGCAGCGAAUCGCUUUGCCUCAUCUGCCGCCCGACGACAACGUCAAAGGACACUGUCGUCACGUUCCGAGUACGCGUUUUCUCGCUCGCGGUGCGCAUCAUCUCGCUCAAGCUGCCUGUACUGCUGCUCAACCCAUCGGCGCGCGCUCCUCAGGGCAUCUCGCACUGCUCCAUCUCCAUGUUCUACACGCCAGAGGACCGUCUCGAGAGGCAGUGGAUUUGGAACUCACGGUUCUUGGUAGAAGGGGACACUUCUGAGGCUGUGCUGAACCUAGCGAGCCUGUCUCUGGAGCAAGGAACAUACACGUUCCAGGUGCUCCUGAAGAACAUCGAGAGCGAGGGCGUUGGCGCGCCGCCGCACCUGUGCCUACUCAGCAGCAGCGAUCCGUUGUACGAGCGCAAGAACGGCCUCAUUGCGGUGAGCGGGUUCUUUGGCGACGUGACGUGUGAGGCGAACAGGCCUGUACUGGAGGGUGAGCUACACACGAUGACCCCCGGAGCCCAUCUGAAUCAGAACAACUCGGCGUCCUACAACGGCAUCAUGUUCGACCUCCGCAGUAAGAAAGAGAUAACGCUGGAGCAAGUCUUCUGCAUCUCGCAGACCACGUCGGACUCCGUUACCGUGCGGAUUUUUUGGAGGGAGGGAAGCAUGGAGGGGGCGGAGAGGGCGCCGCACCAAUGGCGCGAGGUGGUAACCAAGGAAGUGGCGGUGGUGGAUAAACAUCCCUUCUCAGUCGGUCCGCUAAUGUUGCGCAUGCGCGCCAACCAAGUCUACUCGAUUUUCAUCAACACGUCGUCAAGCUGUGGCGUUCGCUUCUAUAACAGCAGCGACGGCCACGUCGGAGACAUCCGCGACGAGUUCGACAGUGACGGCAUCUUGUCCGUGUACGUUGGCCGGAAAAGCGAGUCGUCGUCCCCUUUCGUUGAGCUUCCACUCGAACCACGCGCUUUUCGUGGACGAAUCACAUACCGCACGUACGCACUACACAAUGCAGAGGCGAUGGAGUACGCCACAUUCCCGUACGUCCGCGGCUUCCUUGUCACUCGAAUGCUGGUGGCUCUGAUGUCGUACGUCGAGCUGUCUUGCGCUGGCCACUCUGGCAACUUCUCCUAUGGGCAGCUGCUCAAGACAACUUCUCUGCUCGCCACGUCACCAAUGGAUUCGCUAGCAGACUUGAUCGGUGCCGAGAACAUGCUUGCAUCCCUCAUCCGGGACUCGGGCGAGGUGCGCAACAUCAAUGUCACGAUCCCCAUCGCGGGAGGCCAGUGCAGCCUCCUGGUGCCACUAGCGAAGGGCGACAUUGCGUUGCUGACCGACCUGCAAAGCGCCGAGUCGAGCGCGCUUGUUCAGCUGCAGUCUGGCGUGCAGUCCGACGGGAUGGCUCUGGUGCGACACCGGGAUGCAUCUGUACCAUUCCGCGUACCUGCGAGGCGACUGCUGCCCAUCACGAAGUGCGUCAUGUGCGAUUGGAUGUACGCUCAGGGGAUGUGCGCCGCCUGCAACGCCGAACAUAUGCCCAUCCUCUCCGAGGAGGCGAGGGCAGUUGAGAUUGUUGCGAAUGGGCUGCAACAGACACGGCCGGGGGUAAGUAUUCAGGAGACGAUAGAGGCAGCGGUGGCUGCAGUGGGUAGCGCCUGUGGCAGGGACGGGAUGGUGAUGCCAGCUGACGGGGCAUCAAAGGACAGGCCGGAGGUCCAGGCGUCCAUGGCAUCGCACGGCGUUGGGUUCUCGAUUCCUGUUGCACUUCUGCUUAGUGAGGAGGAGUACAGCGAGGGUGGGGGCUUCGUGUGCCCGUUUGUGUUUCACCCGACUGUCGGCGCAGCAGUCUCGCUGCGUGUUUUGACAACGAACGAGGUGUUUUCCGUGCAGUUUGUCACCAGCGGCGCUGCUUCGGCGAUCGCGGAAGCGAUCGAGGAAGCCCCAGCCCGCUUUUUUCUCCUGCAGCUUUGGGGGGGCGACGGCGAGGUUAGACACCAACUCACCGAAGAGCCUGUUCCGUUUGUCGUUUGCCGCGGUGGAGAGUCGAACGUGCCACUGAUUGAAAACGUUCACGCUGGCUACGCUGCUAGUUUGCAGCGCGACGGGUUUGUGACGCUCUUCCUCAAGAUGGAGGCAUGCUCGCCGCUCCCACUGACGACGCCAGUGCUGGCGAAGGCAGACUGGUGGAUGUGGGAGCACAACUCCGUUGAGGCGCAGCUGUGUUCCACCAGAGCCACGUAUUUGAAGCGACUGUUCUCCUCUGUGGAGGGGGUGUCGGACUGGCCGCACUUCUCCGCCUUUAUGGUGACGGCGAAAGGCAAAGAGACAAUGAUUUUUCUUGAGCUUCACGUCACCGAGGUCCAGAGACAAAGCAUCUCCUCGUCGGGCGCGUUGGCGUACUUGACGCCGCCGCCGCUGCCUGUUCGGAUUCGCAAACCGUUUAACGUGCAGAGCGAUGAGGUGCUCACGAUGCGUGUGACAACAGAGGGUGACUUUUUCAUUUACGACACGAACGACAUCGUACGGUGCAGCGUUUCGAAGGAAGAACUGUACAGCGGCAAGCACCAGCGGCAGGUGCACAAGAUCGGCUUUGUGAGCGUUGACCCGGAGAAGGUGACGGCGCUUCUUUACGUACCGGACAAAACGCGGCGCAACCCCCGUGCCACCUUUGCGUCCGAUGCGAAGACGACCCUCUCCUCGUUGUCGCUGCUCCCCAAGACAUACUCGCCUACCUGGGUGAGGCUGGAUGCCAGCCGCAUCACCGUGAGCCGCAACGGCCUGACCGCGAGCUCCGUGAACGAGCUCGGCGGCGGCGACGCCGUGAUGGGGACGCCGCUGCCGGCGACAGGUGUGUGGUCCUUCGUUGUGCACAUUCACCGCAAGGACUCCCAACCAGGCACGCCGCUCGGCUCCGGGUUCUUUGCCGGGGUCGCCCUCUCCGACUUUGCUCAGUUUGCGCCAGAGUACUCCGCAAUCAAGACGUACGUUGGGUCGCUCUGGGUGGUGCAGGACGUCCAGGAUGAAGACUCGAUGCCGAAUCAGGAGCUACUGCCUCCUCUGAUGCGCGGCUCCUACGGCCAGGGAGUGCUGUUUUUCGACAGCACCAGGCUGUUGUUCAUCGUUGAUCGAAGCAACGGCACGCUUUCCAUCUCGCGCGACACCGAGUCGCCACAGGUGGUAUUUCAAGGCAUACCGCACGGCGCGUCCGUGUCGCCGUUUGUCCGGCUCGACCAUCCCAACUCCUCCGCCACGCUGGCGCGCUUCUCUAGCGCGGUGGAGUACGCACGGCUGCACCAGCCAUCGCUGGACAAGGUCCUCUGGUUGCAGCCGAUCACGCCGUCUCUUCUGCGCCGCUACCCACUUUUCAUGGUGACGCAGACCUUCCCGUUCAUCUCGGAGCUGGUGCGCAAGCUCCCCAUUCGUCUCGCCGGGGUAUUGGAGCGCUGCUGGGGCGAGCAGAUAGCACGGUCGCGUUUCGAGUACCGUGUCGCGCAGGCGUUGGAGGAGUUUACGGGGCUUGGUGCAUUUGCCCGCUCGCCGCCUGAGUUGAACGACGCCAAAGUGGAUGACAUUGUCGACUACCUUUCCCGGUCGGCUCGGAGGGAGGUGGUGGUGUUUCCCGCUUGCACGAGCCAGACAGCUGCACAGACGUCGCUACUCCACGACAACAUUGGUGUGCACGUGCGGUUGCCGCCAACGUACGAGCUUGUGGGACACGUGGAGGGGACAAAUAUGGUGCGCGUGCUUCACUUCGAUCGUGAGUUCGGCGCCGUUGAACGCACGCUGCAUCUCUUCUUUCUUGACGACGCGACACUAAAUCUUCACAGUACAAAUGACGUCUUGCCGCACCUGUCGGUGAUGCGCCAGCACGAAAUCCUACCAGCACUGAACAGGGCAGACGCCGUGGCUAUUAUGGCAGACGGAUGGUUUGAUUGCUCACUGGCGGACUAUGGCGCGGUGCUGAACGUAAAGGAAGAGGAGGAGAUUGCCUCCUCGCUGGUCUUCGCAUUGGAGCACUGGCACCUGCACCAGCUGCCUCAUGGUCACGUCCACCCGAGAAACGUCUACUUGCGUGUCGCGCAUGGGGAGGUGGUGCAAUGCUGCCUGUGGAACGUGCAUCAGCUGUCGCCGAAGAGCAAGUACGCUUCGCACGAGCUGCGCGACUCUGGCGUCCGCUCCUUGUUUGGUGACAGGUGGGCCUGCUGGCAAAUCUUGCUCUCUUUCCAGCACCUUCUCGCGCACGACCCCCGUGUCGCGGAGUGCGUCGAAUUGAUGGUGGACGAGGUCACCAGUAUAUCGCGCGCGCUGCAGCAGAGUGUGGCAUUUCAGGGCAGCUUAAGCGACAGCAGCGAGGGCCUGACGUUUUCUCUCCGCACGGGUUCGCGGCUGCGCGGUGGCUCUGGGUCGUACAACGGCAUCAUGUUCGACGUCGUCGCCAAGAACAACACCAUUUGCAUCACGAAGCUGUCAUUCAUACCAGAUGCAAACACGGUCGCGACGGUGCGGCUCUACACCCGCAGUGGGAGCUUCAUGGGCUUCGAACGCGAUGCCGAAGCGUGGACAAAGCUUUUUGAAGAGGAGAUGGCCUUGAAGGACACGUGGGAGGUGACGCUGGAGAACUUCGAGCCUAUCACAGUGCCAGGUGGCGCGCGGGUUGGAAUCUUCCUUCACACGACGAGCGGCAGUGGCGUGCUUUUCUUUUCCGAGAACGAAGGACUACAAGGCAAAACCGGGGACGUGGAGGAGGAGAAUGACGACAUUGGCAUUACGAUCGGCAAGAAGAGCGAGAGCGCCAAUCCCUUUGUCGCGGUGCAAAGCCAGAAGCGACUGCUGAAGGGCAGCAUCACCUACACUCUCCUCAUGCGAUCCAACGGACCGCGCAGCCGCCUCGUCUCCUGCUGUGAGCCCGUCCUCGGCGACGGCAAGGGAGAGGAGCAGGUCGAGCUGCGUUUGGUGCAAGUCAGCAGUGCGGCGGCAAAAGGCAAGUCGGAUUCGCAGACGCCGGGCGGCGGACGCGCUCUCAGCGGUGCUGAAAGCCGGCUCACCGCCACUGAGCCGCUGACGUCGUCCGGGUACUGCCUCCAGCUCCUCAGUGCACCAAAUACUCGGCGCGGCGGGUCUGACAAGGAUAACGUACUGACGCUUGUGGCGCCGAGCCAGUUCGUGUGGUGCCGCGCGUCCGACGUGAUCUCCGUCCGGCCGGGGCUCCUGCGAGAGGAGGCUGAGCCACUUGUUCGCUUCCUUGCCGCGGAGGGCCUGCGCAGACGUCGCACACUACUGCGACAGCACAACCUCAGCAGCCGCGUGUUCCCGUGCCGCCCAUUACAUUUUCUCCCCUUUCCUACCCAUGACAUGGAGACAGGAGCGCCAUCCUCGGUGUGCAGUGUAACGCACCCGGUUCUCAGUGGAGGUAGCGUGCUCAUCUCGGAGCCGAUAUCGUCCUCUUGCACCCUAUCGUUUUGGCAGAGGGCGGCCGGGGCGGCGUUGGUACUUGUUAUGGAUCAUAUCCCGACAGUGGAUGAGGUGACUCGGCGGGCGACGGCAUCGUCGUCCGACUCGCUGGUUGGAGCGAGCAGUUGUGGCGGAUUUGUGCACGUCGAUGACGAGCUUCGAUACGUGACGUCGACUCGAGAUCGCGUGCAUCUGCGGCUCCAAGCGUCCUUGUCGUGCCGCCCCGUCUUUGUUGUGGCGCGGCUACGAAUCGCCGGACACCGCGACUCGCAGCUAUUCGCCUACAGCAGUGCCAUGAACCAGGAGCUCUUCACCCCCGCAGCAGAUGGAUGCUUCUUCAUGACCGACCGCAAAGCCACACCGCCCGACGACAUGGCUGCUGUCGCGGCCACUUGGCACGCCUGCGGUGGCCUUAUAGCGCUGGAGGGGCGCGACGACGGUGGUGCUGGUGCAGAGUCCCUCGUUCGGCUCGAGUCGCUUGUCUCCAGUAGGGGUGAGGUGCGCUUUGUCUGCCUGCCUCGGUGCACAGGAGAGAGCGAAACGGUUGUGCAGGAGAAGUUGAAAGCCGGCGAGAUUCCACCGAACGUGGGGGUGCAGCACGCCAUCCCGCCAGCGCCACUCCUGAUUGAGGUGCGCGAGCAGGUAAAGUGGAAGUCGGUGCGGCACUUAGUCGAGUUUACGUGCCUAUCCUCGUCCCUUGCACUGUGCGGCGCGCGCGGGGCGUGGCAGGUGGCGGGUGGCAUCAACUGCAGCGGCGUCGUGUCGUCACCGCGCUUCACCACCGCGGAGCGGCAUCGUGUGCACCUGCGGCUGCAGUUUCCUCGCCGCAUGCCCAUGGACCUGCAGCUCGACUGCAAGAGCGGCUCGGCGAACCCGAUUCGGCUGCUGCACGGCUCCUACAAAUCCCUGCGCAGCCGUCUAUUCGAUCCUGCGGUGCGAGAGGUGUUUGUUUGCCUCGACAUCAACCUCCAGACGCGCGAGGUUGUCGUGCUGAGCAGCGACGGAACCGUCUACCACCCUUUCAUUGAGGAAAGCGUUCUUUCGUCUGACGUGCAGCUGGGUUUUGUGUCGCACGCUCCCGGAUCGGAGCUGGAUGUGCUGGAAUGGAGGAUUUGCUCCGCUCAAAUCCGUGGUGAGAUGACUGCGUCCGUGUUCAAGAGUGUGCUAGAGGAGACACCUCUGACAGAGCUUUCGGCGAACACAUCCUUGACGGUCGGUACCGUGUGCCGCCACUCGGCACGCGGCAUAUUUCCGUCAAACCACGAAGUAAACCUGUCCCCAGAGAAGCAGAUGGGAGUUCUCAUGGUGACGUACGCGAGAAUGCUGCUCGAGAAAACGCUUCUGUCUCAAGAGAAGGCACGGACGGCUGCGCAGCCGCAGUUUCUUCGACUUCUCUCGCUCACGGCGUUGCGCAAACACCCGGACAUUGCCCGCAUCCUGGAUGGUGAGAUUAAGCAAGGCUCUUUCCGGCUCAUCUCUCAGUGUGUGGCGCAAUUGUCAGCGCCGUUCCUGAUGCAGGUGUCGGCAGAGGUGGAUGCCAGCAUUAACGUGAUCGCGUCUUUGAUGCGGAAUGACGUUUUCCGACGCACCAUUCUGAACGCGUUCGGGAGCUCGCUUGUUCCUAUUCUGCUUAGGGCUGCGACGGUGUACACGCGUUCGACGCGGCACACGGCGCUCCACUGCGUGCAGGAGCUCUUGGCGGAUGCGCGCGUGCCGCUUCCGUCUCACCACGUGCUCUCCGCGCACCUCCGCCCGCUGACGGACAUGAUGGCAUCCCUGUGCCGGAGAGAGCGGAUGGGCUCGGCAGUGGUGCAAACCGGUGUGACACUCAUCGCCGACUUGAUCGAGCGCUACCAGCGUGAGGGGCCGGAGCGCCCGUACCGAGAUGUUCCCACGGAGAUACCGUACAAGCUGGUCUGUUGCGCCCGCGAGAUCGUGCGUGCGAUCACUCAUGACCCGCCACUGCCCUUUCCUUCCGCCAUGGUGGCGGAGGUGAGUUCGCAGCACACGAUGCGGUGCGAGGUCAUCAAGCGUGUGAUCGCCGCCGAAAACAGGACCUGCGCGAUCGGCGUCUUCAAGGAGGAGGGCCGGCACCCGGAUAGCAGUAUGUCCUUUACGGUAAGGGUGAACGGCAACCGGCGCGGCUCCGUCGUGGUUGGCUGGAACGCGGCGACGCCGCGGCAGCAGCAGGAGUCGCUGCCGUGCUUCGGCUACUUCGUAGAUGGGCGCACGGGGGCAGUGUUUCUCUGCUAUAACCACACCAAGUCCAUGAAAGGCCUCGCUCUCCGCGUCAACGCUGGCGACGAGCUGAUAACGAGCGCCAACUACAGGGACCACAAGAUCACCUUCGAGCUCAAGUGUGCCGGUAUUACAGUAGGGGAGACCAAGUUCGACACGGAGCGGGAGGUCGUUGGGUUACCUUUCUUCUGCGCCGAGUACUGUGACGACGCCACAGUGGACCUCAAGUCAUUUCAUCCAGGACCGCAGACGCUCUCUGUAUCCCGCCUCUACGAGCAGAUUCUCCGGGCUCCGUACGAGCAAGACGAGACGCCGGCGCAGUCGUAUGAGUUUUACGCGGAGCUGAACCUGUUUGCGCAGACCGUUCUGAACGUGCACAGCAGCGCCGACAUCGUCUCGCUCACGACGCGCGAGACGACUGUGACGAGUCACGACCUGGCUAGCUUCAUGCAGGUGUCAUCGGCGCUGAAUGCCGGCGCCUUUGCCGACAGGGUGGCGCUUGCCCCACUCACGCCGUACCUCGUGCGCCUAAAGAAGCUAGACGAGCUGACGGCCGAGUUUGCUCCGCUCAUCAACCUGCGCCGACGUACGGAGCUGUUCGAUAUUUUCGGCGUCCUCAAGAACCUCUGCUCCCGCGAGACGGAGGAGCAGAUUCAGACGCGCAUUAUGGCACCCUUCCAGAACAUGCAGGGCAAGAAGGUCUCCGUGACGAUCCACACGAUGCAGGCACAGCCCACGAGCUCCACCGGCCCAUUCCAGACACUCAUGCGCUCGGUGUUCGGGCAGCUCUAUCUGCAGCUGCAGCAGGCCACAAUCGACAUCUUUUAUGUGUCGCCCAUCUUCACUGUGAAGCUCGCCGGUUUCGGCUCCACGGACGCCGGUGGCCCUUACCGUGAUGUCCUAUCUCAGCUCGCCACGGAGAUCAUGACGACGCACCCCAGCAAGCAGUGCCAGCUGAACCCGCUCUUUGUGAACUGCGGGCGCGGCGACGUGACGGCGAUUAUGCCGAAUGUUGCACUGAUGAAGAGCGCGCAGAUACCCCUCAUGUUGGAGUUUUUUGGGAAGCUGCUCGCGUCGCUUUUCCUCACACAAGAUGUGCUGGCGGUGGAGCUGCCUCCUCUCUUCUGGAAGCUGUUGCUGGGCGAGGAGGCCACCAUCAAGGACCUGGCCGCGUUCGACGCGGACAUUGCUAAGCUUCUCCAGCCGGAGGAGCUGAUGAUGCGAACCCACGAGGAACUGGAGGAGCGCUUCCCUGGUAUCACAGAGGUGUGGAAGGCCAUUGUGGAUGACAACCAGCAGUUCCUCUUCGACGAGAAUCUUCCACCGGAAACCCUGGACGGUGCUCGGCUGCUUUCUCGCCGCAUCAUGGUGAGCGAAAUCCGCCGCUUUGAGGAGGCGAUCGGCUACAUCCAGCACGGGUUUGACCAAGUCCUCCCGCUGUACACUCUGCACGCCUAUCGGUGGCAGAAGGUGGAGCUGCUCAUCUGCGGAACUCCAAAGCUCACCUUUGCGGAUUUCUACAGCAAGUGCGAUAUCCAGCUCUCUACCGCGGAUGCGAACAUGUUUUUGUCCGUCCUCGAAGGCAUGACGGACGAGGAUCGUACCCUGCUCCUUCGCUUCACCACCGGCCAGUCGCGCCUUCCCCUCAAGACGAAGAUCAAGGUGACCCACAACGGAAACAAGGAUACACUUCCAACGAGCAGCACCUGCUUUUUCGCCCUUCGCCUCCCCUCCUACUCAUCUGCGGAAAAGAUGAAGGACCGUCUCUUGUACGCUGUGCGACAGUGCAAGGCGAUCGACGCGGACGGUCAGGCACGCGAACAUCUCAUCAUCGAUUGA